UCAGUUUCAGACUUCAGUCUCAAGAGAGGAACUAAAUAUCAACAAGGCGAAAGGCUCCUAAUAGAUGUAAUGGCUUAAAUUCGUCACAGUCUUUUAAAAUAUUGCACAGAUACAGAGACAUUCUUGCAAAGGCUUUGUUCUGUUGAUACGGACGCAACGGAGACGUACCGCUAUCUACAGAAGUCUUUUUAACGAGGACGUGUUGAAGGCCGCCAUUUUUGUUAGCUUACUAGCUCGCUAAGUUAGCUGACUAGGUAACUGGGUGGCUAGUUACUCUCAAAACUCCGUAGGAGUAAAUAAAUGUGUAGCUAGCAAACGUUAGCUUGUAAUACGUUUCCCCGACGCAAACCUUUUUUUCUUAGGGUUAGAAUAAAACAUCAGAAUAAGUCAUAAGCGACCAGUUUUGAUGGCAACUAGCUACCUUGCUAGCAGUAUAACUUGGCUAACGAUAUGGGAGUAGCUUACAAAAGUAGCUAGCUUGUUAGCUAGCUGGCUAACCUUUCUGUGUAGCAAGCUAUUGCGUAUAUGGACUGACAGUACUUGGAGUUAUUGUUAGCUAUUUAGCCGUUUCCUCGCAACAGAAAACAAGGGAAGCACUGACGUGUAGCUAACUUUACGCCCGGGAUUCCCCUGGGUAGCCAGAUAGGGAACUAGCAAUUUGUAUAGUUUUGUAAAUCUUUAGUGGCACUGCUAAAGGCUGACUUAACAGCCAGUCAGGUAGCAAACUAGCGAACUAUGAUACACAGUGGUCUCAUGCUUUUUGGAGCUUCAUUGUGAAACGUCAGGUUUUGUGUCUAGCUAGCCGGCCAGCUAACCUCUUGGUAGCUAGAUUACAGGAGAUGAAUGUUUGCCUCAAGAUAUAUGCUAGCUGGUUAGCUAGCAAGCCAUCUAAGUUAAAUUAAAUGUUAGGGGUGAGUGUUCACUCUAGUUAACUGGCUGAAUCCCGGAAUUUAAACCAGCUAGCUCGCUAUGCGCCAAAUUAGCUGUGUAGCGCAGAUAUCUUCGUGCCGCUACUACGCUAGCUAGCCAGUUAAGUUUCCUUUUAAUUUAUUACUCUUCUCCAAUUAGUUUGUUUAACGUAGCUGGUCGUAUUUGCUAACUAUGUCAUCCGCACGGUUCGAUUCAUCAGACCGGUCCAGUUGGUAUUUCGGUCCCGUUUCGCGACAGGAGGCACAGAAUAGAUUGCAGGGACAGAGACAUGGUAUGUUUUUGGUCCGGGAUUCUUCAACAUGCCCAGGCGAUUAUGUGCUGUCCGUGUCAGAAAAUUCAAAAGUCUCCCAUUAUAUUAUCAAUUCGCUGCCUAACAAGAGGUUCAAGAUCGGCGAUCAAGAGUUCGAUCAUCUCCCGGCACUGUUGGAAUUCUACAAAAUCCAUUACUUAGACACAACAACACUUAUAGAACCAGCUCCAAGGUACCCAAACCCAGCAGUCGGCGGCAGCCCGGCGCAAUUGAUGGGGGGUCCGGAGGAGAACCUAGAAUACGUGCGGACUCUGUACGACUUUACGGGCAGCGACGCCGAGGACCUGCCCUUCAAGAAGGGCGAGAUCCUGAUCAUCCUGGACAAGCCGGAGGAGCAGUGGUGGAGCGCCAAGAGCAAGGAGGGCCGCGUGGGCAUGAUCCCCGUCCCCUACGUGGAGAAGCUGGUGCGGCCCUCGCCCCACCAGAACCAGUUCCAGGGCAACCGCAACUCCAACAGCUACGGCAUCCCAGAGCCGGCGCACGCCUACGCCCAACCCCAGACGCCCUCGCCCCUGCCCCCCGGCACGCCCGGCGCCAUCAUCAACCCCCUGCCCUCCACUCAGAACGGACCUGUAAUGGCCAAGGCCAUCCAGAAACGAGUGCCGUGCGCCUACGACAAGACUGCCCUGGCACUGGAGGUGGGUGACAUUGUAAAAGUGACGCGGAUGAACAUCAGCGGCCAGUGGGAAGGGGAGGUGAACGGCCGGAGAGGGCUCUUCCCGUUCACCCACGUCAAAAUAAUCGACCCCCAGAACCCAGAUGAGAACGAAUGAGAGAAGCAAUGGCUGCCCCGCCCUGCCCCGGCCAUCUCCCCCACCCGCCUCUCUGAACGCCGCCUCCAUUCGUCCUCCCAGCCUCGCCACCCUCGCUCUCUCUGCAUCGCUUCAGUGAACUCCGGGCCCGUGGAUUGCCCCAGUUGCUCAGGCGUGCUUGCUGAGUGUUCUCAGCUCUGCCUUCAAACAGCUGUUAACCAACCCUCACCUGGUGACAGGAGUGCCAACAUCAGUUCACCCCCCCCACCCCUUCACCCUCUUUUGUUGCGAUGUUUUUUUUUUUUUUUUGGGUUAGGACAUUUGGCAGCCUGUCACUGCACAGAGGUGAGUUGAUUUGCUGUAGCUUCCUUGUGAUGCUUAGAAUUUCAUUUCUUUUACCCUUCACCCCUGCCCUCCCCUUCCAACCUCAAGGUGUUUUAAUUUUUUUGUGAGCCAAAAUUAACUUAGCCUUGUCGCUGAUGAGAAGGGAUUAAUGUAAUGAAAGGACAGACAUUGCUGGGGAAGACCAGACCAGGACAAACAAGGAGAGGAGAAGUCUCUUCUUUUUUGUAAAAAACGCAUUAAAGCAAGAAAGGUUACUGCCGUCAUUUUAGAAUAACCCAACUACAUGCAUUUUAAGUGUGACAGCAAUGUCCAAGGUGCAAAAGGAUAAACACUUACCAGGAGUAGAGACUGAUUGACUUGUGCACGUGGGGGAAGAGGCAGCAGGUGUUUGAGCGAACCUCACUCUGGCCAGAUUUUUCAGAAAGAAACUGGCGUUGAGGUCAGCGGGACCCGGAAGUGGACUUCACAUGUCUCAUUUAAAAAAAAAAAAAAAAAAAGCUUGUGGUCUACAGCCUUUGCAGAGUGUGCCAUAAAACCGCUUGAGUUGCAGAGUAUGCCAAAUGGAAAUGAGGUUUGCACGUCAGGACAUGGUUGUGGCUGGUAUGGCGAUGGCCACAGUCUGCGGAACGGGAACUGUAGUAACAUUAGCUUUGGCUGGGGUGCCACGAAUCACCAUCAUGCCAGAAAGUCAUCGGCGGGGGGAGCCAUCGGAGGCCGUCUUAUGCUGGCUAAUUUGCAGGGGGCGCCCUUCACAUUCAUUUGGGGAGUUGCACAAAUGAAGCCCCCCCCCCCAAAUCAUGUUUGUACCAGCUUUUCUUUCAUAGGGACGAUUUGUCACUGUACAAGAAAGUUAGAAACAUUUGCAUCAAUGUGAAGAUUUACCACAUGAGGAAAACAUGAAAGAGAAAUUUAAAUUAAGUACAUGUGUGGCAGGUUUCCCCCCCUUUGGACAUUUGAGCUUAAUGGAUUUCCUGCUUCAUAGGCUAUCAGUAGAUGCUCUCCUUUAAAAAAAAAAAAGUUGACAUGCUGCUCUCUAUAUAGUGCUUUCUCCCCGGUCCAGCUUUUUCUUUGCUAGAAUAGCAGUGCUGUACAAUAAAGUUGUCCCCAUUUCCUAUGUCUGUCAUUAAAUCGGUCAGCUGUUGGGUCACACACAUUGAACUUGCCAACUGAAAAGGACAUUUCAGAAAAGGGAAAAAAUGCCUGCUAGUGGCCUCUGCAUGAUCUUGUGUUGUUCAAGGUCGAAAUGCUGCUUUGUCACCUCUAACGUCUUUCUUUUCUUUUAUGCAAUUACCGUUUUCCUCUUGAAACAUGUUAGUGGGAUUGCCAUACCUCAAUGUGUGUAGUUCCAGUACCUGCACAAUCUCUUUUCUAACCCUUCAAAUGAAGCAAUAUCACUUCCUUGUCUCUUAAGUGCUGUAUUAAUUUGUCUUUUUAAAAUCUGGAGGUUGCCCCAUACUGUAUUCCAUUUUGUUGAUACUACCAGUGUUACUGUGCUUUUUUGUUUAGGAAGCGUACAGUGUCCUUUUGUUUCAUUUUUUAAUAAAUAAAUUGUGCCUUUUAUUUUCUUACUCCAUUUAUGUGUGUAAUGCAUCACAUGGUUAAUAUAAUACCCGUGUUGGUAAGACCCAUCAUGUA
Megalops cyprinoides (Indo-Pacific tarpon) is the source of this 3972-nucleotide messenger RNA. RefSeq names its product crk-like protein. Gene Ontology annotation, biological process: positive regulation of ERK1 and ERK2 cascade. Lineage: Eukaryota; Metazoa; Chordata; Actinopteri; Elopiformes; Megalopidae. Bases 1102 to 2013 code for a protein of 303 amino acids. The transcript has 3 exons. Gene Ontology annotation, molecular function: protein binding. The record is from RefSeq and is a predicted model, not a curated record.